UAUUUAAAUCAUCAUCACUUUUCCUUUCUCUUCAGUUAACAAACAUGGCUAUUCAUGGGAAUCAAGAUUCAGCUUCUGAAGGCAUUCUUGAGAACGUGUGGGCUAAAAUCAUUGACAGCAAUAAUGGAUCACAAUGGAAAGAACUUCCUAAUCUAGAUGGAAGAGAAGAGUCUAUGGAAGUUCUGAGAAGACUUCCUAGUUUAGGAAGAUGGAUAUCAAUGGGAGCUGAUUUCUGGGAAGAAAUCUUAGAUGGGUUUCCAGAUUGUCACAGUAAAAGUGCUGAAAUUUGCAGUGCCUUUGAAAGCAAUAAGAAGGUUGAAGAAGAACUAGAAGAAGAAGAAGAAGCAGUGAGAGUGAAAGCAGAGAAGAAGGUAGCUGCAAAACACUUCAGAGGAGUGAGGAGAAGGCCAUGGGGGAAAUACGCAGCAGAAAUCAGAGACUCAUCAAGGAAAGGAGCUAGGGUUUGGCUUGGAACUUUUGACACAGCUGAGGAAGCAGCUUUGGCUUAUGAUAAGGCUGCUUUGAGAAUUAGAGGCCAAAAGGCAUGCCUGAAUUUCCCACUUGAGACUGUUUCAAAGGCCUCAUCAGGAUUUGACCAGAAAGGAAACUGUCAAGAAAAUUUCCGCAGUUCCACAAAGAGAAGGUGUAGGGAGACAGAUGCGCUUGCUGGUGUGAUGAAUGAAGAACGUGCAAAGAAGAAAAUGACAAGCUUGGGAGGGGUGACAGGGAAUGAAGAUGAUGUUUUUGAGUUUCAGGACCUGGGAAGUGAUUAUUUAGAAAGCUUGUUAUCUUCCUUUUGAGAGAAUAGUGACAACAGGCUAGCUAGAAAUAUUGAAGCAAUUUUCCUGAACAUAUAAGCACAUACUUUGAUAUUCAUAUUGUAAAAAACGCAUGUCAAAUGAUCUGUAACUGUAAUAUCAAUAGUAGAAGUAUUGCAUAUUUGUAUU
This is a messenger RNA of Prosopis cineraria, 947 nucleotides long. RefSeq names its product ethylene-response factor C3. The transcript has a single exon. Gene Ontology annotation, biological process: ethylene-activated signaling pathway; regulation of DNA-templated transcription. The record is from RefSeq and is a predicted model, not a curated record. Lineage: Eukaryota; Viridiplantae; Streptophyta; Magnoliopsida; Fabales; Fabaceae. The coding region runs from base 45 to 800 and encodes 251 amino acids. Gene Ontology annotation, molecular function: DNA-binding transcription factor activity; DNA binding.